AUGAAAGAUGAUCGAUAUUUCCGCGUGGUAGUCGUGUCACAUAACACGGACAAAAGUGUUAGAGUAUGGAAAUGGCACCAAGGAACUGGGUAUGAACAAGUGUCAUGGUCUCCGUUAAUGGGUCACAAAUACGGGGUAACUUGUGUAAAAAUUAGCCCUCAGUCAACGAUGCUGGCCAGCGCGAGUAUCGACGGGACAACGCAACUCUGGAAUUUAAGAACUGGAUCAAAAAUUCACACGCUGGUGCAAACUGGCGGUGAAGCUGUCAGAGUUUGUCGAUUUGCCCCAGACUCAACUUUGCUGGUGACUGCGGGGGAUAAUGGACAAAUUUGUCUCUGGGAUCUUAUCCGUCGGAAUUUGAUAAGGUCUCUGCAGGCGCACGAAGGAUCUGUCCAGUGCGUUACCUUCUCUCCAGACUCAAACUGGCUCCUAACGUCGUGCACUCUAGGAGUUUUAAAACUCUUUUCGUCAUUUGAAAUGGUGGAUACCAGUGGGAGCCAGAGCUUGGACCAGUCGGUGAAUGUCUUCGCGACAGUCGACGAUGCUCAUGAUCUAGGGGUUGUUUGUUGUGACUUUUCUUCUUACCAACUUAUAACGAAUCAGGUGGCUAUUGAAAAAUCAUAUCAAUUGGUGACUUGUGGAAAUGAUCAUGAUGUUAAAUUAUGGGAUGUUAAAGUUGUGGAAGGAAAAACUCAAACUCAGCCAAUUAAUGCAUCGAUAAUGCUUUCAAAAGUAUUUCAAAGGCAUAGCUGUGCAUUGACUUGUGUUAAAUUUAGUUCUAAUGGGGCUUAUAUUGUUAGUAGUGGUCUUGAUAAAAUUGCUGUGAUAUGGGAUACAAAUACAGGAAAAAUAGUAUCAGUUUUAAGAGAUCACAAACGUUACGUAGCAUGCUGUGCCUUUUCAAGAGACGGCAAUCUUUUAGCAACAGGUUCAAACGACCGUAGCAUAAUAGUCUGGGAUCUCACUGGGAACAACUUAACCCUCGACUCAAAACUUUUGCGACGAACUGCCGCUCUGAUUCAUCAGUCAAGUGAAGAAAAUCAGGACGCGGUUCAGGAGCAAAAAGUUGUGCAUUUUGCUGAAAAUUCUGGCAAUGAUGUUACCCUGGUUUCAACCUUGGAUGACCAUGGCGGCGCGGUCAAUGGAGUUGCUUUCUACGGUAAUAAUUUAUUAGCGUCUGGUUCUGGGGACAAACUUGUAAGACUCUGGACUGCAGAAAGAGAAGAAGAAAUAGUAGACACAGAAGAUGGAGAACAAAUAGCACACGUGGAGCUCAAAUUCGUCGAAAAGCCUUUCAGUCCUAUUGACGGUCACAAGUACAGUGUAAAUUACAUCGAGUUCAGUCCUUGCGGGACAAUGUUAGCUUCUUGCUCUUUAGACGGGACCACUAUGCUCUGGUGUACUGAAACUGGAGAACAAGCGCGUGAAUCAUUUGUCAAUUCAGGAACUGGGAUUCGUGUAUGUCGCUGGUCUCCAGACGGUACCAAGCUAGCGACUGCUGGAGAUGAUGAAAAAACAACUCUUUGGGAUAUAAAUACUAUGGAAGAAAUACAAAUUUUGGAAGGCCACGCAGACGCAAUUACCGCAAUAGCCUUCACAUCAGAUUCAUCUUACAUAGUGACAGCUUGCAGUGAAGGCUCCUGGAGGAUAUUUGAAAUCUACGGAGACUCUAACGCAAUUGUUGUCUGUGACGCUCAUGAUCUUGGAGUUCAAGGGUGCGAUUUUAGUCCUGCUACUUCUUCGCCUUUUACAGCAGUCGUUGGUUCAAGACAUUCACCCACGGUUCGCGAUGACGAUAGAAAAAGUUUUACUUUAGCGACCUGCGGAAAUGAUUCUUAUGUAAAAUUGUGGCAAAUAAAAAUUAAUCCGAAGAAUAAUAAAGAUUCUAAUUUUUGUGAAGAUGCUGAAGAGGGUUCUUAUGCGAGUUUAGUGUCUUAUAGAGAAAAACGAGUACUUUCUGGUCAUGGGGGAAAUGUUAUGGAUGUUAAAUUCGCUCCUUUUCAUGGUGAAAUUAUUGGUAGUGUUGCUACUGAUCGAACUGCUAGAAUAUGGAGUGUGAAUUCUGGUAUGUGUCUCUUCGUAUUAGAAUAUCAUGAAAGUUUAGUAACGUGUUGUGCCUUUUCCGGCGAUACUGCGUUAUUUGCUACAGGGGCUCUGGAUAAAACAGUAGCAUUAUGGCGGCUUCCACAGCAACUUAUAUCCCAAAGUAUUUUAAUAGACCAAUUACGGAACAACAGAAAAAAUAUAAUCGAUUGGAAAACCGAGGAUAUUAUUAAAUGGCUGAUUGAAGUUGAUUUAGGAAUUUUAGAAGGCCGCGUUGCGGCUUCUAGGCUCAAUGGAAGACUUUUACUCACUUUACCUGAAGAAGUUCUUAUUGCAAGGCUUGGAGUCUUCGAUUAUCCAGAUCUGAUGAAGUUAUUUAAAAAUCAGCUGUACUGGUUAAAACAACAAGACAUAAAUACCUUCAAUAAUUUCGAAGACACAGAAGUUCCAGAUGAAUACGUUUGUCCAAUAACUCACGAAAUAAUGCGCGAACCAGUGAAAUGCUCCGAUGGAUUCAUUUAUGAGAAAGCCGCUAUCAAUGAGUGGUUCCUCUGCGGGAAGUAUACCAGUCCUAUGACCAAUGCGUCGUUGAGCGACACCUCAAUUACUCCAGCGAUUGCUCUGAGAAACGCCAUUUGUACUUUUCUUCACGGUGAACGUUCUGAUGAUUAA
This is a messenger RNA of Cotesia congregata, 2715 nucleotides long. The record is from the annotation of a GenBank genome assembly. NCBI's taxonomy places the organism in Eukaryota, Metazoa, Arthropoda, Insecta, Hymenoptera, Braconidae.